This is a messenger RNA of Psammomys obesus (fat sand rat), 2206 nucleotides long. It is a transcript of the gene Nherf4, whose product is annotated as NHERF family PDZ scaffold protein 4. The transcript has 11 exons. Gene Ontology annotation, molecular function: signaling receptor binding; protein-membrane adaptor activity. The coding region runs from base 59 to 1558 and encodes 499 amino acids. Gene Ontology annotation, biological process: protein localization to plasma membrane. Gene Ontology annotation, cellular component: apical plasma membrane. The record is from RefSeq and is a predicted model, not a curated record. Lineage: Eukaryota; Metazoa; Chordata; Mammalia; Rodentia; Muridae.
AGGGUCACCUGGUGUGAACCUUGCCCCUGCUCUCAAGUCCUGGGUCGCUAAUCCAGCUAUGGAGGCAGCUGCAGCAGAUCUUCGAGACACGGCCUUGUUAACUCUGAAGUUUAAGUUUAAUCCAAGGCUGGGCAUUGACAAUCCUGUCCUCUCCCUGGCUGAAGACGAGGACCAAUCUGAUCCCUGGAACCAGCACCGGCCUCGCUUCUGUCUGCUGAGCAAAGAGGAGGAAAAGAAUUUUGGGUUCCAUCUGCAGCAGCAGCUGGGCAAAGCUGAGCACGUGGUGUGCAGGGUGGACCCCGGCACCUCCGCCCAGCGCCAGGGUCUCCGGGAAGGAGACCGGAUCCUGGCGGUGAACAAUAACGUCGUGGCACACGAGGACUAUGCUGUGGUAGUACGCCACAUCCGGGCCAGCGGUCCCCGGGUCUUGCUGACAGUCUUGGCACAACAUGUGCACGAAGUAGUACGAGCACAGCAGGGGAGCGAUGCUUUCCUCUGCCCUACCCUAGGCUCUCGGGUCAGGCCCCGGUUGUGCCAUGUGGUAAAAGAUGAAGGUGGCUUUGGCUUCGGCAUCACCCAUGGAGCUCAGGGUCCUUUCUGGCUGGUGCUCAGUGCAGGAGGAGCUGCAGAGAGGGCAGGGGUGCCCCCUGGGGCCCGACUGCUAGAAGUGAACGGGGUCAGUGUGGAGAAGUUCACUUCCAGCCAGCUCAAUAGGAAGCUUUGGCAGAGUGGAGAUCAGGUGACUCUGCUGGUGGCAGGGCCUGAGGUAGAGGAACAGUGUCACCAACUGAAAAUGCCUCUUGCUGCACCACUGGCAGAGGGCUGGGCACUGCCCGCUAGGCCCCGAUGUCUAAACAUAGAGAGAGGACCUCAAGGCUUUGGGUUCCUGCUCCGGGAGGAGAAGGGCCCGGAUGGUCGCCUCGGGCAGUUCUUGUGGGAGGUGGAUCCAGGACUGCCAGCUGACAAGGCUGGGAUGAAGGCUGGAGACCGCCUGGUGGCUGUGGCUGGGGAAAGCGUGGAUGGGCUGGGCCAUGAGGAAACAGUGUCUUUGAUCCGAGCACAGGGCUCCUGUGUCUCCCUCAUUGUCGUCGACCCUGAGGCUGACCGCUUCUUCAGCAUGGUACGCCUGUCCCCCCUUCUCUUCUUGGAGAAUGCAGAGACUGCUGCUUCUCCUCUGGCAGAAACCAAGGAUCUUCCCAUUGAAGACACAGUUGAAUCUUCUGGCCUUGCUGACUCCCGCCAAUGCUUCUUGUACCCGGGGCUGGGAGGUGGCUAUGGAUUCAGACUCUGCCGUGUGGCUGGUGUGCCUUAUCUAUUCAUCUCCCAGGUGACUCCAGGAGGCUCAGCUGCCCGGGCAGGGCUGCAAAUAGGAGAUGCAGUUUUGGAGGUGAACAGAUAUCCUGUGGGUGGAGACAAUGACCUAGACUGGCUUCAGCAGCUGGCCGAGGCUGAGCCACCCCUCUGCCUGAAGCUGGCAGCUAGGAAACCAGAGGACUUGAAAGCCUGGAUUUCCUCGAAGUCUGAGCAGGACUGGACUGUGGCUUCAGAGUUGCUAUAGGACACCCCUGCUUGGCAUAGACUUGCCUAGUGACUCUUACGCCAUUGCUCUGCACCCUGAGGGGGAGGGAGCCAGGAAAGGUCUCUCCCAGCUGGAAGCGGGAACUGGAGGAUUCAGACGCCACUGAUCACAGUACUGCCAGGGGCCUUCUUCCUUGCUCAUGAGCCUACCUCCAGCAGAGGGGUAUGGACAGAACCUCAAUGGGGAGCCUGAGUCUCCAUUGGCUGUUAUGUGGAAGUUUUCAGGAGGUUCACCCCUCCUGUCCUAAAGAUGAAGUUCUGCCCAAGAAGGUGAAGCUGUGGAGCCACUUAGGAUUGAGGCCAUUGAGAACUUAGGCUAGGUAUGACUCCACUAUCACAUGGCACAAGGAUUGGAACCAUAUCUUCCUUCUGCGGACAUCUUAGAAUCUUGGGAGCAUGUUCCUGGCCACUGUCAUCAUGUUACAGCCUUCGAGGUUGGCUGGUGAGUUGGCUCUGUAGGUAAAGGUGCUGGCUACUAAGCCUGACAGCCUGAGUUCAGUCCCCAGAACCACAUGGUAGAAGGAGAGCCAACUCCUGGAAGUUAUCCUCUGAGCUCUCUUUAUGUGAGCACCUUAGAAUGCCACCGUCCAAAUAAAUAAAUACACACACACACACACACACAGACAAA